CGGAUUUGUGUCUUCUUAUUUCUGUGCUGGUGGGUAUGGCGGCUCCCGGUCCUGUGAGUCCAGAGGCGCCUUUUGAUCCGUCCAAGGCCCCAGUUAUCGAGGGCUUCAACCCCACGGUCUACACCAACCCAGAGGGCUUCAAGGAAAAGUUUAUUCGCAAGACCCGUGAGAACCCAAUGGUGCCUAUAGGCUGUCUGGGGACGGCGGCUGCCCUCACCUAUGGCCUUUACUGCUUCCACCGCGGCCAGAGCCACCGAUCCCAACUCAUGAUGCGCACCCGGAUCGCUGCACAGGGUUUCACGGUCGUAGCCAUCUUGUUGGGGUUAGCGGCAUCCGCUAUGAAGUCUCGAGCCUGAGUGUGCGGCCGGGUCUUGAAAGCUCCGUGGAAAUCAUUACAAAACCCAAGAACAACCCUGUCAGACUUGCUCCCUCCGUUUCAGACAGGGCCUAUUGUCAUUUGGGGAAGAAGUGGCCGAUUUUGUGACUCAUUUGCGCCUCCACCGCUCCCCCCCCCCCAAUCCCAGAUUCGUUUCAGUUGGGUUGCAUGCUUCUAUUUGUGAUGCGUCCCCUUAAUUACUUAAUAAAAGCUUAUUAUACUUGUA
This is a messenger RNA of Mus pahari (shrew mouse), 602 nucleotides long. It is a transcript of the gene Higd2a, whose product is annotated as HIG1 hypoxia inducible domain family member 2A. Gene Ontology annotation, biological process: mitochondrial respirasome assembly. NCBI's taxonomy places the organism in Eukaryota, Metazoa, Chordata, Mammalia, Rodentia, Muridae. Bases 36 to 356 code for a protein of 106 amino acids. The record is from RefSeq and is a predicted model, not a curated record. Gene Ontology annotation, cellular component: mitochondrion. The transcript is spliced from 2 exons.